AUGCCGUUUGAUCGCUACGACUUGGCGGGCACUGCGAAUAUCAACGAGCUCGUCCUCCGACACGGCACCAUGAAGACGUCUGAUCUCAAAACUACUCGGCACCCAGCUCUGUACCAGCGAGUGAGGAGGCCGCACGAUCGCUCCUCUUCGCCCUUCAUGCUGGAUCGCUACCUUUCCAACCUCGUGCGCGCGCUUGUCCACCCCUUGCACAACUAUCUCCAGUGUCAUCACAGCCUGCACAAUGCAGACGAAGUGCAGGUGAUGCUCAUACCGAAGGAUGGGCCGAUAGCUCUUGCCGACAAGGCAGCCGUGCCGUCCCGCUCCUCAUCGUCCCAUGGAGGCAGCGGCGCUCUACGGCGCUGCUACGUUGCCACGAACAACGAAACGCUCACGCCAGAGAGUCUCCAGGCAGCCGUCGCUGACUGGGGUGUCGCAGGGGUGUUUCAGAUUGGUGAGUUCGUGCUGGUGACUGGGGAGAAGGGCUGCCACGCGGAGAAGAAGCUGCUCGAGCACUUAGAAACCAAAGUACUCUCCCACGCCGCCCCUCCGGUUCUUCCCACGGCAGACCAGAAAGCGCUUAUUGUCGGCGAGCGACUCCCAUGCGUGGCGUGCCGGCUCUUCGCGAUCGCAUUUGAAUCUGUUGCAGUGCUGCUCCCGUCCCACGGGCACCUUUACCUCUCCACUAUCGCCGCCGGCGUCGAGACACACGCGGCAGCCAAGAGUGGAAAGACAAAGGACAUUAACGCCAUGUUAGCCAGCCCGGCGGUGGCGGCGGCGCUGCUCCUGGCACCAAAAAACCGAAGGGCGCUUCGGUAG
Messenger RNA from Leishmania mexicana MHOM/GT/2001/U1103, 816 nucleotides. RefSeq lists its product as hypothetical. Bases 1 to 816 code for a protein of 271 amino acids. Lineage: Eukaryota; Euglenozoa; Kinetoplastea; Trypanosomatida; Trypanosomatidae. The record is from RefSeq and is a predicted model, not a curated record. The transcript has a single exon.